AUGGCAUCAUCCUCAGGAACGCGAUACUCGCGGCUCAAAGACAAUGAUGACGAGGAGGCAGGUGGUAGCGCAUUUGAAGAGAUUUUAAUGAAACAAGAGCAAAUUAUUCGUGAACAAGAUGAAGAUCUCGUACUCGUUGGAAAUUCGGUGACCACUUUGAAAAACAUGAGCUAUAAAAUAGGCGAUGAGCUUGACCAACAAGCUGUAAUGUUGGAUGACUUAGGACAAGAAAUGGACACGGUUGAUACGAAAUUAGACAGUGUUAUGAAGAAAAUUGCAAAGCUAACUCAUAUGGACGAUGAUAAACGGCAAUGCAAACUUAUCAUGAUUCUCAGCGUUGUGAUAUUCUUUUUGGUAUUUUUGUUAAUUGUGCUGUAG
This is a messenger RNA of Ostertagia ostertagi, 378 nucleotides long. Lineage: Eukaryota; Metazoa; Nematoda; Chromadorea; Rhabditida; Trichostrongylidae. The record is from the annotation of a GenBank genome assembly.